Molecule: messenger RNA, 1598 nt
Organism: Pseudogymnoascus verrucosus
Lineage: Eukaryota; Fungi; Ascomycota; Leotiomycetes; Thelebolales; Thelebolaceae
Exons: 2
Coding region: 401-1480 (359 amino acids)
Source: RefSeq, a predicted model, not a curated record
CGAGGACUUUGUCUAACGUAAACUGGGUGGUUCUCCGAGAACAAAUCUAAUCAGAUCCGCUAGUGGUGGGGCUAGAAAAUCUAAUCAGAUCCUAUGAGUCUUCAGCUGCCCCUCUUCCACAUCGGUCGCGUUCCAGAGACUUCAUCGGCUGGUGGAUUUGUUGUCAGGCCUAACAAUACCUCCUGCAGAUGCACAAAGCCGAUCUCGGAACUAAGUUCGAUUGGUAACACGGCGCGUAUUUACCAAGGUAGUGCGGGAUGGCACAUAAGCCAAUGCUGGGCAUGACGUUCCCACAGGUUACUGUCGGGACUUCUCUCGACUUCAGUUCAGUGACCCCCAAAAUAUUUACAUCCAAUUUCAGUGACCCCCAAAAUCUGCAUAUUCCUAUCUUCAAUCCAAUAUGUGUUCCAAAUUCUGGCCCAAAGGAGGCCUUCCGGGCAUUUUGCACCAUUACACCGAGACUCUAGUAACCUUCGAAUAUACAGCAAGCGUCACCCAUAAGCCUCACAGCAUUGUCUUCCUUGGAGGUCUGGGAGAUGGGCUCGCAACUACAUCCUACAUGUCCGAUAUCGUACGCGCGUUACAACCAACGGACUGGUCGCUCUUCACCUUAAAUCUCACAUCCUCAUACCAAUCAUGGGGUCUCGGACAUCUCGACAGAGACACGGAUGAGGUCGCCGAAUGCGUAAAAUAUAUCAAAGACUACAAGACCAGCAAAUUUGGCGAUGGAAAAAUCGUCCUCAUGGGCCAUUCAUCCGGAAGUCAAUUUGUUAUGCAUUACUUGUAUCGCCCAAAUCCUCACACAGGCAUCGCACCCUUUGAUCCCUCGCUGGAGCAUGUCAAACGUCUGGAAAUCGACGGAGCGAUCAUGCAAGCACCGGUGUCGGACAGGGAAGCAAUCCUCCUGUGCAGAGAAAUGGGGAUCGGAGGCAAGACGCCGAGCGAGGUCGAAGCAGCAUACCAGACGCUAGAAGCAAUGGCCAAAAAAGUGAACCGCGAAGAAAUCUGCGAUACGCUGUUACCUUUAUCUCUGACCAGUCAGAUUGGCUACCUACCCAAUGUUCCAAUAAGCAGCCGAAGGUUUUUAAGUCUCAACAGUCCGGAAAGCCCGCUGGCACCGGAGGAGGAUGACCUUUUCAGUUCGGAUAUCGGUGAUGAACAGUUAGCGAAGACCUUUGGAAUGAUCAAGGAGCGCGGGCUGUUAAAUCACAAGCUGAUGGUCUUAUACUCGGGGGCAGACCAAGCUGUUCCGGCUUACGUUGAUAAAGAGGGCUUAUUGGUGAGGUGGAUGAAUGCCGUUAACCAUAAUGGACGAGACCAAAUAUGGGACCGAGACCACAGCGCAGUGAUACCGGGUGCUUCUCAUGCGUUGAGUAACGAUGACCAAGCUGAGCCGCGGAAAGAUCUUGUUAGGAGAGUAUUGGGGUAUUUGUUGACGGCUGAGAAAGUGCCAACAAAGCCUACGAAAUCCAAUGAUUAAUAGAAUUUGUUUGUACUUUAUUUAAAUCCGCAAUUUAUAUAAUUCCUGGAUAACACCUCCGCGUUUUAUGAUAUCUAUUGUGUCCAGAUACCUCUCUUGAGCCCAGCGAACUUUAUGA